AACCAUUUUUAAUAAAAAAAAAUAAAGAAACUAAUCAAACAAAAUGGCCGAUGUUCUAUAAAAAUUGUUUUUAUGAGAAUAUUGAGAAUUUUAUGGAAAAACAUACUAAAAUAUCGUUCACAAAAAAUGUCUAAAAGAGAUCAAGGUGACCGAAAUGAAAGAAAGUUGGAUCCAAGUGAUUAUGAAAACUUGAUAUCUCAGCACAAUUUGUAUGAAUCGUCUCGAUCAAAGAAUCAAGAAUUGCCCAGUUUUCCAGGGUUUUCCAAUGCUGAAACGCAAACAAAAACCAGCGAUAUAAAAGAACAAGCAGUGCACUCUGGUCUGGGAGCAUGGCAUUACAACCCAUGGUGGAUGCUUGCCAGCACUUCGCGCAACUUGCCUUCGCAGGAUGAUUAUUCAGAGCACAGUGAUCAGACCAAAGUGAAACAGGAGCCAGCUGGAGCCGGCACUCCUGAUAGAGACCCGUUACAAACAGAUUUGGAACAGUUUCAAGCUGAAACAGUAACACCUCCAGUUGGAUUAGAUUCCUUUUGUGAUGAUUGCUCAGACCCAUUCUGUGACUCGAGUGCAGCAAUUUGUCGCAAACUUUUCCACUGCCCACAUUGCAGAAAGAGUUAUCCCACAAUUUUAGAGUUUAAUACACACUUGACAGGAGUGCAUCCGGCACAAAAGCCCUUCAGAUGCCAGAUUUGUCUGGAACCAUUUCAUAAGAAAUCACAUCUACGGAGACAUUUGGAUGCUAAUCAUACACGUAAAGAUGUCAACAAGUGUUCUGUAUGCUCCAAGUAUAUAAAAGAUAAAAGCAAUUUACGCAAACACAUGCAAGUGCACACAGGGCGUGUACCACAGAAGCAAUUCAAAUGUGAUUUGUGCAAUAAUAAACGCUACAUGUCAUUGGACAGACUUAACAAUCACAAGGUGGUAUGCACUGGAGAAAAGGUAUUGAAAUACUGUGACAUGUGCACCAAAGUUUUUGAUAACUCAAGAUCGCUUAACAGCCACAAGAAAGUACAUGCUAGGGAAUUGAAGUGUGACAACUGCGGGGAACAGUUGCGUUCAUUGGAGCAAUUCACAAAUCAUAAAAUGAUUUGUCAAGGGACAACGUCAGAAGCCAGUGGCAGCCACAGUCAUGCCGGCCAGGGCCAUAGUGGUGGCCAAGCCAUGGGCCGCUGCUGUACUCAACCAGGAUUAUGUGAACAUGAUAAACCAGCUUACCUUAACAUACCUGGCUAUGCAGCUGGACGAGUGCUUGAUGCAACUCUUUCCUCUUUAAAAUCUGAGCUGAACUGAUGACACAUGCCGUAAAGGCUUACAAAGUAAAUAAUUAAUGCAUAUAAAUUAAACAGUUUCUUUUUUUACAAGAUUACCAAAUAGAUAAAUAAAUGACAGUAAUAAUUUUCACAAUUGAGAAUUUCACAAGACUGAUGCAAAUAUCCCGCCUCACGACUUGCUUUAUUAUUACCAUUUAAAUUUAGGCUUUAGUUAGUAGGAUAAUACAGUUAGAGCAGUGGUUCUUAACCGGUGGUCCGCGGACCACUGGUGGUCCCUGGAGGCAUUCCAAGUGGUCCGCGAAGCUUAGCUUCGCGACGUUGCUAUACGUUAUCUUACUUAAUUUUUAUCGACUUAUAAUUGCGAGCGGGGGUUUUCGCAUGGACGUAUAUCGGGUGUGUCGUACCUAGUCCCCCCCAUUCAUGAAAAUGUGUGUUUGGGCUACAUUUUACGUAAUUUUGGUUUUGAGUCUUAAAAAAUAAUUAAAAUUUCGCGCUCGCUUCGCUGGCGUAUUUAGAAACUGUAUGCAUUUGUCGACAAACAAAAAGUUAAGUACGUUUGGGCAAAAUUUUACGUAAUAUUUGGUUGAAGUCCUAUAAAAAUUUCGCACUCGCUUCGCUCGCGUAUUCAGAAACUACAUGCCCUUAUUUUUGCAUUUGUCAACAAACAAAAAGUUAAGUACGUUUGGGCUACAUUUUACGUAAUAUUUGGUUUAAAUCCGAUAAAAAUUUCGCGCUCGCUUCGCUCGCGCAUUUGGAAACUACAUGGGCAAGUUUUUCUUUAUUUGUAUUUGCUUACCUACACAACUGCCGACAUGCGUUUAGCUUUGAGUAGAACUGACCCAAAAAUUCAGUUUUUUUUUUGAUAAUUAAUAAAGAAAUGAGUACUAAUUUAGGUAAACCGAUGAGGUGGUCCCCGGCAAGACAAACUUUAGUCAAAGUGGUCCCUCAUGUCAAAAAGGUUAAGAACCACUGAGUUAGAGUAAGUAACAUGACUAUUUGAACAUGUUCAUAUAUUUUCAAAAGAGUGAAUAUAUUUGAAUAUGCUGAAAUUGUUAUAUCAACCUUUAAUUUUUAACUAAAAUAAAAUCAUAACUGUUCAAUGAACAGUAGUAAUAUAGAACCAGAUCAUACAUGCAACAAUUAUUGUACGUCUAUCAGAUAUAUUUUUUUAUUAUUUGAUAUCUUUUCUAUAACAAUGCUUUUGACUGAUUUAGAGUAAAGGUGAAUGUGCAGUAUUACAACAUUAAAACAAUUUUUAUUUUUUUCUAUUUUGAUGAUGUUAUAAGAGUAUGUUAUUUUUAUAAUUUUAGUAUGUAACAUUUUAGUUUAUAAAUUUUGUACCUAAGUUUAUGUUGUAAACAGUCAGUGGAGACGUAUGGGGAGCAUGUUAUAUUUUCCAGUGCUCUGUUGUACUUUUUUCUCCAAAGACAUAAUUGUGUAGAUGUGUGUAAAUCGUAAUACAUUAUGUAAACAUGUAUUUGAAAUACUUUGUAAAGACAACUUUUAUACACAUAGCUAUGGGACAGUUGUUUCAUGUUAAACACCUUAGGAUAAGUAAGACUUGGUGAAGUGCAAUGUACCAUUGGCGAAGCCUUGUGCAUGUUAUGGUUAUUGGAAGUAGUUGUUGUGUUCUCCCUAUCCAUAAUAUUUAUUCUUCAAGUGUUAUACACUGAAAAAUUAUUGCUGCAAUUUAUAAAAUGUAUAAGUGUAAUGUUUUAUUAAAUAUUUAAACACAAUAUGUGUACACACACCUUAAUUAUAAGAUUCGAGGCUAUAAUAUCUAAAGCUAAUAAGCCUUUAUUAUGCUAAUAUUUCAUAGGAGUUUAUUACUAUACUCUCAAAUUUUAUCUUGUAUACUUAUUUUUUUAUAUCUUAUUAUUUCCAAUUUUAUUUAUUUUGUUCAUGUUAUGUGGAAGGAAGAGUACUUCUAUUUGGAGGCUUUUUAUUCAUAAUCAGUUGUUGCUAUUUACAAUUGUUUUUAAUACUAAUAGCUUAGUUUAUUUUUAAUAUCUUUAUCGCUUAGUUACGUAGUUUAUAUUUUGAAGAAUUUUAAUAUAAUGUAAGUUCCGAACUGGAAUCUUGCUUUUACAAGCCACCGAAAAAUUUAUUGGGUUUAUUAUACCAAAUUCGUUUUAUAAAUAAAAUAAAAUACUUAUGUUAUAUUAUAGUUAACUGGUGACUUUAAUGGCGUCUUGGUUGAAUAUGAUUAGUUUUAACAUUGGUAUUUUAUAAUUUCGAUUUCUUCAUGAUAGGGCCUUGAUAAGCAAGGGAACAAUUUACGAACACUUGAGCCCCAUUAUAAGAUAAGAGCUUUUCCAGUCACUGAACAACAGUACCUAAAUUGUGAUCAUGUUUAAAAGUAAACAUUUUUUAAAAAUCAGAUUCAACUUUACAUUAUUCUUAAUUCUACUAAGUUAUGUAUGUUGCCUUGCUUGUCGAGAUAUGUGUGGUAAGAGAUGGCCAGUUUCAAAGUUAAAGAGUCGGUGUCAUUUACCAGAAAUUCUAAUUAAUAAUUAUCUUGCACUUAAUAAAUAAUCCAGAUAUAAUAACAAAGACAUACACUGAAAAAAAACAUAAAUCCAUAAUCAGUUAGAUUGAUAUGGUCAUAUGGGUGCGUUCAGUAUCCACUGUAAUAUUUUUAAAUUAACAUAAUAUAUUCUAUAUAAUUCAAAGCUGAUCCAGGGAAAAUUAACUGCACAGCUCAAAAUGUGUAUUAAAAUGCCACAAAGUUAUCAAUCUCCUUUCUAUUGGCACUAAACUGUAAGAAAAUAUAAUGUAAAGAAUAUAUUUUAUUAUGAAAUAUUCAUAAGUUUAGUAUAGAGACCACUUAACAUCGGGUACUGAACUUAAAUAGGAGGUUGGCGGAAAAUGACAAUAAUAAUAUUGUGUAAACCCAUUUCAUUAACAGUAUCUAAUGUUACUCCGCCACUACCUCAAGUUAAUACGAAAAAAGAUCAUUAAAAUUUUGUUUUUCAACCAUUUUUGUUCCCAUCAGCUAAUAUGUACUUAUAAUACAAUUCGUUAUAUUUAUUGAUCAAAUUCUAUGUAUACCGUAGUAAGUAACUGUGUAAACCAACUUUUGUUUAGUUGGGAUAGGUAUUUGGAACAUUGUGACCAGGGCUACUUGUACUGUUUAAAUAUCAUAUUCAGCUUAAGAGCACAAUUUAGCAAUACUUUUUUCUGAUAUUUUACAUAUUAUUUUAUGCCAAAAAAAACUGUUUUGUCCUUACACAGUUUACGAGAUAAUAUGUAUGUACCUUAAGCUUAACUUAAGGUUACUUGAAUAUCAUGGUUGGAUGUUGGCAUCAGAGUUGCGAUGAGUUUAUUCUAUGUAAGAAACUGAACAAAUACAUCCAGUCAAGCUCACUCAAUAAGUUGCCAAAAUUCAAUUCAAAAUAGCCGCCUCAUUGUAAUAACCAUGAUUAUUUUCAUGAAAAGACCACCUGUAAUAAUAUUAAGUUGUAUUACGUCUCAUAAAUAAUAUGUAAUGGGGUCUACACACCAAAGCCGCUGACCCGGCGGCACAGCCCGGCGGCACGACUGCCGCGGCAUGUGGUGUUCUAGUAAUUGUCAAAUACUCUAUGAAAGCCGGCGGCAUGAUUGUACAAAAUACGGCCGGCGGGUUGGGCCGCCGGGCUGUGCCGCCGGCAUCAGCGGCUUUGGUGUGUAGACACCUUUAGCUUUACAUCGUAACACCGCUUAUAACAUGUAGCCUAGACAGUUAGACAAUUUUGAAAAAUCGUAAUUUUUACAGCGCCGACUUAGUGACUGAUUCUGCCAUUUAUUUGGAUUGAUAUUAUACAGAAAAUAUAUACCAUUAGGUACCUAAAUAUUUUGUCUUUGUAGUUAUUUAGCAUGGUGUGUAACUUUUAAUGCACCUAGUUUUAAGAAAAAAUGUGUUCAUAUGAAUUUAGUUAGGUACAUAGAAUAUAGUUCAUCUAUUUGAUUAGUGAAGUAGACUGUAAAACAGUGUAAUGCGAAUUACUAUACGAGCGCAUUAUUUUCCGACAAAGCCUUCCAUUGCGUAUUACCUAAAAUAAGCCAAAUUCAGUUUUUACAGUGAGGUCAUGUUCACAGUUGUAAAAACAAUUGUUUUUCGUUAACAUUGCCGCCUUUUGUUGUACCUACCCUUAAGUAGAACUUAGUUGAACUCAAGUUAAAAAAAUAGCAUACCUACCUACAGUUUUAUAAAUACCUAUCACGAAUAAAUUACAUUUCCUUUCUGUUAAA
Molecule: messenger RNA, 5501 nt
Organism: Helicoverpa armigera (cotton bollworm)
Lineage: Eukaryota; Metazoa; Arthropoda; Insecta; Lepidoptera; Noctuidae
Product: zinc finger protein 235
Exons: 2
Coding region: 73-1290 (405 amino acids)
Molecular function (GO): DNA-binding transcription factor activity, RNA polymerase II-specific; RNA polymerase II cis-regulatory region sequence-specific DNA binding
Source: RefSeq, a predicted model, not a curated record